This is a messenger RNA of Triplophysa rosa, 6612 nucleotides long. RefSeq lists its product as uncharacterized. NCBI's taxonomy places the organism in Eukaryota, Metazoa, Chordata, Actinopteri, Cypriniformes, Nemacheilidae. The transcript has 21 exons. The annotation marks the transcript as partial. Gene Ontology annotation, molecular function: protein binding. The record is from RefSeq and is a predicted model, not a curated record.
CCAGAAGAAGAAGAACCAGACUGCAUGCAUUGCUCUUGUCAGGCGUCUGCAGAUUCUUGCGGCGCCGUAUGAAGUUGAACAAGCCUAUAAGGCUAACUUCUGAUGGUUUUUCGAAUCGCUCUCGCGGCACUUUGAUGUCAUCCGCCUGUCGGAUCUUUCGUCGAACAAGCCUAUAGUGUAGGGAAACCGUGACGUAUGCGCAGAACGGAUCCCGCAGGCAUGCCGGAUCGUGUACUGACAUGCACAUGGUGAUUUCCUCCUGAAGACGGGUUUUUCCUCCUGACAAAAAGUACGAUGAUAAACGAUGAUAAACUCUGUGGAUUUCGUGUUAUAUUUAACUUUAUCAACUGAAAAUCAUUAAGCAGGCGACAGAACUGUCAAAAAAGCUACGCAUGGAAAGAACUGCGCAACAACAUGAUAUGAAACGAAAGUAAAAGUAAACUUUUGAGAUUUAUGUAACUGUUAAGUGUGGAUAUGGACACACAAGACUCAGAUGAGGAGAUGGAGAACAUGGAGUGUGAACAGAUUAAACCGGUUGAAGCAACAUCUCCAGCCCCCUCCUGCCUGCCUCCACAAAGUGACCAGUCAAUCCAUCAACCAAAACAACUUAAGGACAGAACUCCACGCAAAAGAAAAAAUAAAAGACUGAGGCCAGAUAACACAACAUCUCCAGCCCCCUCCUGCACAUCUCUACAAAGUGAUCAUUCAAUGGACCGACCCAUAAACUUGAAAGAAAGAACACAAACUAAAAUACUGAGGCCAGAUAACACAACAUCUCCAGCCCCCUCCUGCACAUCUCUACAAAGUGAUCAUUCAAUGGACCGACCCAUAAACUUGAAAGAAAGAACACAAACUAAAAUACUGAGGCCAGAUAACACAACAUCUCCAGCCCCCUCCUGCACAUCUCUACAAAGUGAUCAUUCAAUGGACCGACCCAUAAACUUGAAAGAAAGAACACAAACUAAAAUACUGAGGCCAGAUAACACAACAUCUCCAGCCCCCUCCUGCACAUCUCUACAAAGUGAUCAUUCAAUGGACCGACCCAUAAACUUGAAAGAAAGAACACAAACUAAAAUACUGAGGCCAGAUAACACAACAUCUCCAGCCACCUCCUGCACAUCUCUACAAAGUGAUCAUUCAAUGGACCGACCCAUAAACUUGAAAGAAAGUAUCAUGAAGAAGAAUGUUAAGGAACCAAUUUAUAGACAUGACAGUUUAUUGCGAAUGGAGGUGAUGUCUCCAGAUAUUAGCACAUUUUCAGCCACUCUUUUGACAGAGGAUCACUACAGAUGUUCAGUGUGCACAGAAGUCUUUAAGAAUCCAGUUUCUAUCCCCUGUGGACACAGUUACUGUAAACACUGCAUUGAGAUCUACUGGAACAAACCAACUCAAGCUGAAUGUUACGCUUGUCCUCAGUGCAGAAAGAGGUUCAGAGAUCGUCCUGUGUUAAAUGUAAAUCUGGCUUUAGCUAAACUGAUAGAGGAACUGAAGCGGGCUGGAUUUAGUCCUGCUCUUCCAGCUCACUGUUAUGCUGGGCCUGAAGAUGUGUCCUGUGAUAUCUGCUCUGACAUGGAGCUCAAAGCUGUUAAAUCCUGUUUGACCUGCUGUGUGUCUUACUGUGAGACUCACAUCAGACAACACUACACUGUACCAGCACUGCAGAGACACAACCUGGUUGAGCCUUGCAGUAUAUUUUGUGACAGUGAGAUUAAUACAAUGUCCACAGCUGAGAAAAAAAUUCAGGGGGAGAACAAAAGGUUGACAGCUAGACUAAGUAAACUGAAAUCGACCUUGAAAGAAAAGGAUGCACAAGCAAAACGUUUGUGUAAAGGAUUUGAAAUUCAUUGUAAUGAUUUCCCCUCAGACAUUAUUGAGGUGGCUGCUCUUGGUCGCCCCUUGAGCCUUGGAAUGUUAUAUGACACAAAAAGUGAUUCUUACAGUCAAACUUCUUCACUAUGGAAUAACAACAUUACGGCCUCAAUGAGAGUGUCUCUGCCUCGGCCUCAAACAGAUGUGAAGGUUCUGGAUGGCGACUCCCUCCAGGACAGAUUCAGAGCCCUUGAAAUGUCUUCAGUGUUAAGAACAAGAGUGCUUCAUGGACAGUUAGAAGUGAAUGGAGCUGCAGCUUUUCUGAAUCACCCAGUUCAGUCUGAGCAUCGAGUAACACUGCACUACAAAACCACCACCAGACUGGACACGAUCAGCCAAACACUGCUACAGGAAGGAGUUUCUCCAUCACUCAUUCAUUCAACCACAGCUACACAUGUGAUAAUAGCUGUGAGCUACGGAGCCCAAGCCUUCUUUGUGUUUGAUAAUGAAAGAUUCGGCACAGAGACAUUUACAGAAAUGAAACAUGUUAUCAUGAAGUUGAUGUCCACGUCCUGUGAGCAAGAAAUACUCUCAAGCUUAACAAACACUGAAAGAGAUAAUAGUAGUUUUUACAAGUGUAGUGUGUAUAUUGAUGUGGGUGACUGGAAGAGUCCAGUGCCUUUUAAUAAAGCUGUGGAGAUCUAUAGUUCUCUGACAAAACUGCUUGGGUGUGAGAAAGCAGUUCCUCUGAAGGUCUGGCUCUACCCUCUGAAGAAACUGAACAAGACGCCUGCAUGUGCGGCUCUGAAUGGCGUCAGUAAAAGCUUGAUGCUUAGAGUUGAGAACGUCCUAGACCAAAUGAAUAAACAGACCAGAACAUGUCAGGAUUUUAUGACAAGCCCAGAUAAUCUAAGUGUGAUUAUUUGGUUUCCUGGUCUGAAAGAUAACCUUGUUGAGUUUUCAGAGCUUCUGCAGAAACACCAAGCAGAUUUUCAAGACAAAAUCGCAGCAAUUGCUGAAGACAUUCAAGUUAAAGAAGAGGAAGAAGAAAUGAGACUUCAGCUUCUUCUACAGCGACAUGAGAGAUCACCAUUCAAUGCAGAGAACAUCUCCCAGUGGCUGGAGAAUAAAGACACUGAGCUGAAGAUACUCAAUGACUGUAAAGCUGCAGACAUCACUCUUGUGAAAUCACAGACAGAGUUUCAGCAGAUCAUAAAUCACCCUCAGAUAACCAGAGUGAUGUGUCUCAAUCUUACCUUACCAGAUGUUGAAGAUUCAUUCCUCACAGCUCUAAAGCAGCACACUGAAUCUGAUCACAUUACAGCAACAGAUUCACACCAGUUCAAGCCUGUUAAAAUCAGUCAGAAAGUGCUUGUUGACAUACAGCUGUAUGUUGCUGCUAAAGAGGCAAAUGAUGAUUCAGAACAAACCAGAUUCAUCGCUGCAUCUGUUCCUAAUGCUGGUUUUCCUGAAUGUUCUGUACAGUUUUAUUAUGCUGGGAGGAUUGUGAGCAGAAACAUGGAGUUUGCAGUGAAACCAGAUGUUGCUCAGAUAGCUCAAAUAAAACACAAAAGUGUGUCCAUGACGUGGAGUCAUCUGGAGAAAAAAGACAUUGAGAGAUAUGUAGUGGAAUAUCAAGUUGUGGUUGAUGAUGAAAUAAACACGUGGAAACAGACCACUGUCUACACUGACACUUUUAAAGGAAAAUGUGUUUUGUCCGGUUUAGAACCAGACACAGAAUAUCAGCUCAGAUAUGCAGUUUGUUACAACCAGAGUAUGAGCAAUUUUAGCUGGCUAAUUUCCUUUAAAACAUCUAUGGUAGCAAGACCAGGACAACCAUCUGUUACUAAACUGAGCAAAGACACUCUCAGAGUUGAGUGGUUAAAAGCUAAAGCAGAUGAAGAUUGUCCAGUUCUGCACUAUAUGGUUGAGUAUAAAGAAGCAGGUCUGGAGGGCUGGUCCUCAGUACAAACACAAGGACCUCAGUGUGAGUAUGCUCUAACUACACCUCACAGCACCUGUUAUAGAGUCAGAGUCUCUGCUGUCUAUGAGCAAAUCACCAGCAAACCCAGUGAGGAAACAGCUGUACCUGUGGAUGUCUGGAUCAUAAACCUCUCCGAGAGAAAGAGCUCCAUCCUCCUAGAAGUGCUGAAACUCCAAACAGAGAAGAAACCAGUAGAGCUGAUAGACUGGACACACGAAGAGAGUGAAGUGAGAGGAUUCCUCCAGUGUCUGCCGUACAUCUCACAACUCAGAUUUAGUGAACCAUCAUAUGAAUCAUCUGAACUGUGGAAAAAAAGCAAGAGAUUAUUUAUAAAGAAUUUGUUUCUGCAAGCUGCUCUCUGUCAGAAAGAGACCAUAGAAACAACCGUGAGGAUGCUGCUGUCAUCUGUUGAUUAUGGAAAAUGUGAUUUUCUGCUGGAUCUGUGUUCACAUGUGAAGGACUAUGAGAGUCAAACAGGCAGGAGUGUCCUACCAGCAUUACAGUCAAUAUAUCAUCAGUCAUCUCCUGAAGUCUGGAGAAUAAACCUCUCAGAGAGAAAGAGCUCCAUCCUCCUAGAAGUGCUGAAACUCCAAACAGAGAAGAAACCAGUAGAGCUGAUAGACUGGACACAUGAAGAGAGUGAAGUGAGAGGAUUCCUCCAGUGUCUGCCGUACAUCUCACAACUCAGAUUUGAGAAUGUUUUCUUUGAGAAGAGAGAAUCUGCUGCUCAGUUUGUGAUGAAUCUAUUCACUGCAGCAUCAGCGUUUGACACAAAUACAGAAGAAAAAUACACUGAACUAUUAACAUCUGUGUGCAGCUACACAACUUUCCCCUGUGAUGAGGAUUAUUAUGAUGAUAAUGAUUUAGAGGAUCAGAUUGAACGCUGGGAUUUUCUGCUGUAUCUGUACUCACAUGUGAAGGACUAUGAGAGUCAAACAGGCAGAAGUGUCCUACCAGCAUUACAGUCAAUUUAUCAUCAGUCAUCUCCUGCAGUCUGGAGAAUAAACCUCUCACAUAGAAAGAGCUCUAUCCUCCUAGAAGUGCUGAAACUCCAAACAGAGAAGAAACCAGUAGAGCUGAUAGACUGGACACACGAAGAGAGUGAAGUGAGAGGAUUCCUACAGUAUCUGCCGUACAUCUCACAACUGAGAUUUUGCAAAGACACUUUGAAAAAAGAAGAAAAGAAAAAGUCAUCAUUCCAGUUUCUGAUGAAUCUGAGUGUUGCAGCAUCAGAAUGUGACACAAAUACAGAGAAGUACAAAGAACUAUUAACAUCUGUGUGCAACUACACAACUUUCCCCUGUGAUGAUGAUGAUGAAUAUUUUGAAUAUCAGAUUGAACAGUGUGAUUUUCUGCUGGAUCUGUGUUCACAUGUAAAGACCUAUCAGUGUCAAACAGGCAGAAAUGUCCUACCAGCAUUACAGUCAAUAUAUCAUCAGUCAUCUCCUGCAGUCUGGAUCAUAUACUUUGAUAAAAAGAGCUCCAUCCUCCUAGAAGUGCUGAAACUCCAAAUAGAGAAGAAACCAGUAGAGCUGAGAGGCUGGACACAUGAACGGAGUAAAGUGAGAAGAUUCCUCCAGUGUCUGCCGUACAUCUCACAACUCAGAUUAUCUUCCGUUCUCUGUAAGGAUAAGCCUGAAGAGUGUUUCCAGUUCCUUGUGAAUCUGUUUGUUUCAGCAUCAGAGUGUGAAACAAAUACAGGAGAGAACUACACUGAACUAUUAACAUCUGUGUGCAGCUACACAUCUUUUCCCUGUGAUGACUUAAUUCUCAGUGUUCAGUGUGAUUUUCUGCUGGAUCUGUACUCACAUGUGAAGAACUAUGAGAGUGAAACAGGCAGAAGUGUCCUACCAGCAUUACAGUCAAUAUAUCAUCAGUCAUCUCCUGAAGUCUGGAUCAUAAACCUCUCAGAGAGAAAGAGCUCCAUCCUCCUAGAAGUGCUGAAACUCCAAACAGAGAAGAAACCAGUAGAGCUGAUAGACUGGACACAUGACGAGAGUGAAGUGAGAGGAUUCCUCCAGUGUCUGCCGUACAUCUCUGAAUUGAGGUCUCCUUUAUCGAGCAGUGAUUCCUUUGAAAAACUGGAAAGAAGAAAGAAAUUAUUAGCAUUCAAUCUCUGUCUGCAAGAGCCUUCCUUACUGAGAGAAAUCACAGAAUCAUCUUUGGAGUCAUUAUUUUCAUACAUAUACCAUGGAAACUGUGGUUUUCUGUUGGAUCUGUGUUCACAUGUGAAGGACUAUGAGAGUGAAACAGGCAGAAGUGUCCUACCAGCAUUACAGUCAAUAUAUCAUCAGUCAUCUCCUGAAGUCUGGAUCAUAAACCUCUCAGAGAGAAAGAGCUCCAUCCUCCUAGAAGUGCUGAAACUCCAAACAGAGAAGAAACCAGUAGAGCUGAUAGACUGGACACAUGAAGAGAGUGAAGUGAGAGGAUUCCUCCAGUGUCUGCCAUACUUAUCUGAAUUGAGGUCUCCUUUAUCGAGCAGUGAUUCCUUUGAAAAGCAGGAAAGAAGAAAGAAAUUAUUAGCAUUCAAUCUCUGUCUGCAAGAGCCUUCCUUACUGAGAGAAAUCACAGAAUCAUCUUUGGAGUCAUUAUUUUCAUACAUAUACCAUGGAAAAUGUGAUUUUCUGUUGGAUCUGUACUCACAUGUGAAGAACUAUGAGAGUGAAACAGGCAGAAGUGUCCUACCAGCAUUACAGUCAAUAUAUCAGUCAUCUCCUGAAGUCUGGAGAAUAAACCUCUCAGAGAGAAAGAGCUCCAUCCUCCUAGAAGUGCUGAAACUCCAAACAGAGAAGAAACCAGUAGAGCUGAUAGACUGGACA